Messenger RNA from Rhea pennata, 2282 nucleotides. It is a transcript of the gene MLYCD, whose product is annotated as malonyl-CoA decarboxylase. Lineage: Eukaryota; Metazoa; Chordata; Aves; Rheiformes; Rheidae. Gene Ontology annotation, molecular function: malonyl-CoA decarboxylase activity. Gene Ontology annotation, cellular component: mitochondrial matrix; peroxisomal matrix. The record is from RefSeq and is a predicted model, not a curated record. Bases 34 to 1443 code for a protein of 469 amino acids. The transcript is spliced from 5 exons. Gene Ontology annotation, biological process: fatty acid biosynthetic process; acetyl-CoA biosynthetic process; malonyl-CoA catabolic process.
UGGGCUGCGCCGCGGGGGCUGCGCCGCGUCUCGAUGGCGGCCGGCCCGCGCCGCGGCCCAGCGGGCGCCGCCGCGGGCAUGGAGGAGCUGCUGAGCCGCUCCGUGCCGCAGCUGCCGCCCUACGAGACCAAGGAGAAGGCGCCGCCGCCGGCGGAGCUGCGCGGCGCCGAGUUCGUGCGCUACUACCGCGGCCUGGCGGCCGGGCCGGGCCGCGCCGAGCUCCUCACCCGCCUGGCCCGCGACUUCGGCGUGGACCACGGCCGCGUGGCGGAGUUCAGCGCCAAGGUGCUGCAGGCCCGCGAGCAGGGCAGGGAGCCGGGAGCCCUGCUGCAGGCCGAGGACCGGCUCCGCUACUACCUCAACCCCCGGUACCGCGGCCUCUUCCAGCACCUGGGCCGCCUCGAGGGCGGGCUCCGCUUCCUGGUGGAGCUGAGGGGCGACCUGGUGGACGGGCUGGCCACCAAGGCGGUGGACGGGCCGCACGUCAAGGAAAUGAAUGGAGUUCUAAAGAACAUGCUUUCAGAAUGGUUUUCAACAGGAUUCCUAAAUUUGGAACGGGUCACUUGGCAAUCACCUUGUGAAGUACUCCAAAAAAUUAGCGAUUCUGAAGCCGUGCAUCCUGUUAGAAACUGGCUUGAUAUGAAGCGUCGAGUUGGGUCAUAUAGAAGGUGCUACUUUUUUUCUCACUGUGCAAUUCCAGGAGAACCAUUGAUAGUCUUGCAUGUGGCACUAACCAGUGAAAUCUCCAGCAGCAUCCAGGCCAUAGUGAAGGAAGUUCCCCCUAUAGAAACAGAAGAUCUGGACAAAAUUACAACAGCAAUUUUUUAUUCAAUCAGUUUGACUCAGCAGGGACUUCAAGGUGUUGAACUUGGGACUUACCUCAUCAAACGAGUUGUAAAGGAGCUGCAGAAAGAACUUCCUCAGAUAAAAGAUUUUUCUAGUCUUUCGCCUAUCCCAGGAUUCACAAAAUGGCUUGUUGGUCUCCUCUCUUCACAAACAAAAGAACUAGAAAGAAAUGAACUUUUUACAGAAUCAGAAUGCCAGGAAAUCUCUGCGAUCACAGGAGGCCGUACCACGGAAACUCUGAAGAAACUCUUAUCUAACAAUGAAUGGGUGAGAUCAGAAAAAUUGGUCAAAGUGCUCCAUUUGCCAUUUAUGAGACUCUGUGCCUGGUAUUUGUAUGGAGAGAAACAUCGUGGCUAUGCUCUCAAUCCAGUAGCAAAUUUUCAUCUUCAGAACGGUGCUGUGAUGUGGCGGAUUAACUGGAUGGCAGACACAAGCCCCAGGGGCAUUGGUGCUUCUUGUGGCAUGAUGGUAAACUACCGGUAUUUCUUAGAGGAUACAGCCAGUAACAGUGCAGCAUACCUAGGGACAAAACAAAUUAAAGCGUCAGAGCAAGUUCUUUCCUUGGUAUCUCAGUUUCAGCAAAAUAGCAAGCUUUAAAUACUGUUAAAAACUAAGGACAAGCAUUCCUCACUGCAGAGGGCUGUGAUACUCUGUAGUGUCUAUAUUAAAAUGAGAAUGCCCUUCAUAAAACGAACUUACUCAGCACAGCAGGAUGCAAAAUGAUGCAGUUUAUCAGUCGUCUUGUUUAUGUUGUUGUAUAUUCGAAGCCAGAUGUUCUGUGAUUUAGUCGCUACAAGUUCCAGACAUAUUUUCUGUACCAGUGAAUUGGAACUGUGUGUUAAAGGGUGAGCAAAAUCCUCUCAGUGAGUUACAAGCCAGUGGUAACUUGUAUGGACUGUUCUUCAGCCUUACCAUUAUUCUCUUGAUAAUAAACUUACAAACCACGUCUUCAGAAGGAGCGGCACUUCUCUCUCGUAGUACUAUUUUAAUAGAUCAGUACCAAAGCACAUGGAAAGAAGUACAUAGUGAAGGUAAAUGAUUAAAUACAGAACAGUAAUUCACAACUUUAUUUCAAUAUAUCUUUGUGGUUUUCUCCCUCAAGCAUUCUCAUGUAAAACAUCCUGAUAUUUUCGUUUUUCAAGUCCGCUCAAAAUCUCACUGAAUCCUUGCUCUUCUGGAGCAUGAUGAAGCCUUACGUUAAUGUGGUUGAAUAUUAGCACCUCUCACUGCAGCACGUAUGUAGUGUUUGCAGAUUUGUCUGCUAAAAUAUAAUGUGCAAUAGAAAGUGCUCUAUUAGGGCUUGGUUGAGAAGUUUUCAGGUAUGUAUGUUAUGCUCAAAUAUUUGACUCUGGUAAAUUUUUAAGUUGAUAAAGAGCUUUUUUUAAUUAAAAGGUAAAUGUGGCCCAUAAACCAAUAAAAUAAACUUUCUCUAUAAA